Molecule: messenger RNA, 2970 nt
Organism: Hippopotamus amphibius kiboko
Lineage: Eukaryota; Metazoa; Chordata; Mammalia; Artiodactyla; Hippopotamidae
Product: zinc finger protein 425-like
Source: RefSeq, a predicted model, not a curated record
AGCGCGAGGCCGCCGCGGGGGAGGGGUCGCGGGGCCGCCUGGACGGCCGGGUGGCGGGGGCCGCGGCCGGGGGGACCGCGAGGGGCCAUGGCCGAGCCGGCUCUGGUAAGAGGGGCUGUGGAGGAUGCAGGCCCUGCCGAGUCUCCGGGUGCUGUCGCGAUCUGGAGUGGGCUCCCAGUUCAGGGAGUGAGGCGGUGGGAGCCCCGGCCGGGGAUGGUUCCGUGAGCAGGACUGAGCUCCGAGCCCGGACCGGAGAAGGCGCUGUCUGGGUGCGCGAGUUGUUUUGCACUUGAUCUGGGAGAAAUGCGCCCCGGUGGAGAAACCCAGGGUCUCGCCCGUGGUGUGCUCAGGCCCCCGCCGUUCCCUCCCUGUGUCGGGCCUCUCUGAACCUCCUAGUUGCUCUUGGGCUCACGUUCUGAGCUCUGCUGGAAAAUGUAGCCUCAGAGAAGCGCAUCUUCAUCAGCACAUGAGGAAAAGUUAGAAGGAAGACUGGAGACUGCCUCCUUUAGGAAAGAACGGAAAACUUAACCAGUUUGGGUCGUUAUCCUAAUUCACAUUUACCACGAAAACUCUAGUGUUUUAAUGGAAAGUUUGAACACUGGUUGUAGAGUUUGAAAGGCAUAUCCGGAGCCUAAUCCAGGAAACUCUACGUUGAAUUCAGUAUAACCUGUCUAGUUAACCAUGGCAUUUGAUGAUGUGGCCUUAUACUUUUUCGGAGCAAGAGUGAGCAGUCCUGGAGAAGUGGCAGAAGGAAAUGUAUCAGCAAGAAAUGAAGGCCAAUUAUGAGACCCUUGAUUCCCUGGGCUGUAUUUCUUCAAAACCAGAUUUGAUCACUUGGAUGGAAUGAGGAAGAAUGCUGUUAAUCAGAGGCCAAGGACACUUAGAGAAAACACAAGUGACACUCAGCCUUUCUACUGAUCAGCAGUCAGACUUGAAUGCUGGCAAGUUGCCAUGUGUUGGUGACCAGGGAACUCUCCGGGCAAAAGAGAAGGAAUGCCAUUUAAAUGGUCUCCAAGAGCAGGGUUCGUAUGCUCUCUUAUCCAAGGAGAAAAGAAAGAUUUUAUCAGAUCAAAGGGCCGCCUUACAAGUCUGCAAGAAACAGAGAUUCUAAAUAAAAAUCUCGACAUCAUAACAUCUGAUCAGGACAAGAAUGAUCCACAGCAUAAACCGACGGGAACCCCAGGUCACCUGGAGAUUCCACCAGGGCCGAGACUUUAUCCCUGCUUUGUCUGUAGGAAGGUCUUCCAGAUAAAGAGAGACCUGGUGAAGCGCAAAAGGAACCGCUCUGAGACCCAGUGCUGUCAAUAUCCGAAGCACAAAGACAAGUCCAGGGGGAAGGCCCAGCUCAGGUGGCCCCGGCCGGUCCCGUGUAAUAAGCAGCCUUUCCGGUGCGGCGGGUGAGAGCAGAGCGGCCGGCUCGGGUGCAGCCCGGUGCGGCAGGGCCUUCCCGUCCGAAGCCACGCUGAACAAGCAUGUGUGUGCGCACAGAGGAGAGAGGCCGCUUUCCAGCGAGGAGCGCGGCCGGGGGUUCACCCAUCAGGGCGAGCUGGCCGAGCACCUGCGGGUGCACAGCGGGAGGACACCCUUCCAGGGUCCGCAGGGCAGCAGAGGCCCCUCCCCGGAGGCGACCGCGAGAGCCCCCCCGGCGGGCGCCCCGCGGGGAGAAGCCGUUCUCCUGUGCCGGCUGUGACCGGAAGUUCACCCCCAGGCGCAAGCUCACCGAACUCGUCCGGGUUCACAAGCGGGAGAAGCCCUUCCGGUGUCCCGAGUGUCAGCGAAACUUCUGCCUCGAGAGCAGCCUGCGGGCCCCUCUCUGUCAGCACAGCGGGCGGAAGCCCUUCCGGUGCCCCGAGAGCGGUCGGGGCUUCUGCUGGAGGAACCCCGUGAAGGCGCCGCAUUGUCUACACAGCCAGGAGGAACCCUUCUCCUGCGGGCAGUGCGGCCGGGGGUGCCACGGCCGCGUCCACGCCAGGCGGAUGGCGUUCCCCUGCGAGCGGUGCGGGAGGGCCUUCCCGCGGCGCUCGGGACUCACGCGGCACGUCCAGGUCCACAGCGAGGAGAAGCCCUUCUCCUGCGCCCAGUGCGGCCGGGGCUUCCGCCGCCAUGCACACCUCGCCGAGCACCGGCGACUCCACGGCGGGGCAGAGCCCGUCCGGUGCCCCGAGCGCAGCCGGAGCUUCUCCCGGAAGGCCUCCCUGAAGCUGCACCGGCGGCGGCACGCGGGCUUGCGGUCAUUCGCGGGCGGGGAGCGCCGCAAGGCCUACGCUCGGCCAUUCCAACUCGCCGAGCAUGCGCGGGUCCCCAGCGGGGAGCAGCCCUUCUGGUGCCCCAAGUGCGGCAGGGGCUUCCGGCUGGAAGGGAACCUGAAGGGCCACCUGCUCCAGCACAGCGGCCCGAAGCCCUUCCUCUGUGCGACGUGCAGCCGCGGCUUCGCUCAGCGGUCCCAACUCACAGAGCACCUGUGCGUCCACAGCGGUGAGAGGCCCUUCCGGUGCCUGGAGUGCGGCAAGCGCAUUCUCCAGAAGCGAAGUCUGAAGGCCUAUCUGGCCGCGCGUCACCGCGGGGAGAGGCCUUUUUCUUGCGCCGAGUGUGGGCGGGGCUUCACAUACCUGGGGGCGCUCACCACCCACACGGGCGUGCACGCCAGGGGACAGCCCUUCAGCCUGGAGGUCCCUCCACUCAGGAAGCAGUGACCGCUCUGCCGUGGGGCCAGCGGCUCUGUCGGCUCUGGUUGAGACAGGACAGAGAAUUCAUCCCGCACACUUAAGACGCAGUGGCCGGCAUGGAGCAGGCGACCGUGAGGGCUCCUUGACGAAGGUUCUAGAUAACUCAGGCAUAGAGUCUAGAGACUGGAGGAAGGCAGGCUUUUUUGGAAAGGCAUUCUAGUCAUCCUGAUAUGAGAUUCAGGUUAGAAGUCCUCCUUUAGACUUUCUUCGGUCUUUUUUGUAAUAAAGCUUCUUGUGAUAAAAA